Messenger RNA from Wallemia mellicola CBS 633.66, 468 nucleotides. RefSeq lists its product as hypothetical. The coding region runs from base 1 to 468 and encodes 155 amino acids. Lineage: Eukaryota; Fungi; Basidiomycota; Wallemiomycetes; Wallemiales; Wallemiaceae. The record is from RefSeq and is a predicted model, not a curated record. The transcript is spliced from 2 exons.
AUGAGAAAUGCUUUAAAAUUACUUGAACAGUUUAAACCAAAAGUUAAAAUAUUGUCGUUUGGAUACGCUGUAAACCUCGGUAGCCUGGGCGAUAGAGGGAUGUAUACAUUCCAGCAUAGCUACUUCACAUUAAAGAUACUCCCACCAUCGAAAACCGAAAGUCUGGUACGAACGAAGCUCGAUUCACUGCCAUUUCCUCAUAAUGACUUUGGUCUCCGCUAUUGGCUCUAUUUGGAUGCGAUAGGCAGACAGGAUGGUUAUGGAUUUAAGAGAGUCAACGUUGCUGAACUCCCUUUGGUUGUUAUCACACCAAUUGCGUAUACCUCAAAAAAAGCAGUCAUACGCAACAGAUUGCGCAAAAGAAUACGUAAAUGCGUUACAUCAGUUAUCGAACAAUCUAUGGUGACCACCAGAGGUGGCGCCGACGAUCUUAUUCUCCGAGGUAUGUCAAAAUUUCCCAACGGUUGA